Molecule: messenger RNA, 1800 nt
Organism: Penicillium bovifimosum
Lineage: Eukaryota; Fungi; Ascomycota; Eurotiomycetes; Eurotiales; Aspergillaceae
Exons: 2
Coding region: 1-1800 (599 amino acids)
Source: RefSeq, a predicted model, not a curated record
AUGACGUUCGAUCGGCCCCUACCCAUCUCCGGGGUGUGGGAGAGCCCCGAUGCCUACAUUGAGGCACUCCUCGACUUCUCUACUACGUCGGUGCUCUUUUUGAACUUAUGCGGUGGCGUGCAUAUGGUCGAUUUUCUGACCCGGGAGCCCGACCUCUAUACGGACAUCUUGCCGAAAGAUUGGAUAUUUUUUUUCGAACAGCAUGAUAUUCAAGAUAUCAUUCGUCUCCUCCUACGACAGGACAUCGAACAGCUGCGAGGCGCAGGCGAGCCUUCCGUAGAUCAAAGCACCCGUACUUGGAAUGGAGGAGCAUUUCCUCCCCAGAGCCUCUUGGACUACAUUUCCAACAUCCGUCUCCUGGCACUCCAACGAGACAUGCACACCUCAUCUUCGAUGAAGACUGAACUACCAAAGCAAGUUGCUAUGCAUAUGAAACAGAAAAAAAAAACUGUGAAUAUGCGCCGGGGAGAGCCAGUCACUCAUAUCGUGGAUCUGGGGUCUGGACAGAACUACCUCGGACGGACACUGGCCAGUUCGCCUUACUACAAACAUAUCAUCGCGAUUGAGCGCAAGCACCAGUACAUCAGCGGUGCCAAGAGCAUGGAUGUUCGAGCCAAGUUGGCCAAGAACCCGAAAGCUCAAUAUCCGCAGACAACUCAAGUCUCAAGUGAUGUUUGCAAUGGAACUUCGGAAACACCUGUUUCUGAAACGACGGACACAUCCCAACCAACGACAGAUGACUCGCAGGCCUCUGGCGUCCCUUUGGUUGAGAUGCUGGGCAAUUUUAGCCUCCAAACUGACGAGCUACUUGGGAUCCCCACCAAAAGACCAUCACGAGAACGGCUGCCAAAGCCAGAAAUCCAUACCCGGGGUACUCUCAGUUAUAUUGAACAUGAAAUCCAAGAUGGCCACUUAGAGCCCAUCAUCGACCACAUCAUCAAUCCAUCACCUGCUGAAUCUUCAGACGGGAAAGAAAUAGAAGCGAGCGAUGCCAGAUUGAUGGUAGUUUCCCUUCACUCUUGUGGAAACCUUGUUCACCAUGGUCUACGAUCCCUGGUUCUAAACCCCUCAGUUGUGGCUGUCGCUAUGAUCGGCUGUUGCUACAAUCUAUUGACCGAGCGCCUCGGUCCAAGCACACACGACCUCCCUAUUCUUCAAUCCCUCCACCCUCGUCUCGAAGCAAUGGGGAAAACAUACGACCCGCAUGGGUUCCCUAUGUCUAGAUACUACGAGAACUACAGGAGUCCCGGAGCAACAGCCGGUGUGAAGCUUAACAUCACAGCUCGUGCACUGGCCGUGCAAGCACCAUAUAAUUGGGGCCUCGAUGACAGUGAAGUGUCCUUCACCCGACACUUUUUCCGUGCUCUGCUCCAGCGUAUUCUCGUCGAUCAAAAUAUCGUUUCUAAGCCCUCUGUGCUGGAAGACGACGCUAGAACCAACUCCAUCAUCCUCGGGGCAUUGCCAAAAGCUGCCUUUAAGUCUUUUACUGCAUACGUUCGUGCUGCGACGAUCAAGAUGAGUCGGGACCCGAUAUAUGGUUCCCUGGUGAAGGAGCAUAUUGCUACCCUGACUGAUGAGGAGAUUCACUGCUACGAGACUCAGUACCUCCAUGCAAGGAAACAUAUGAGUGUUGUAUGGAGUUUGAUGGCAUUCAGUGCUCAGCUAGUCGAGGCUAGUAUUGUCGUGGAUCGGUGGCAAUUCCUUCGUGAGCAGGACUCGGUUAAAGAGUGUUGGGUUCAGCCGGUCUUUGACUACAGUGAGAGCCCGCGCAACUUGGCGGUCAUUGGACUAAAAAAGUGA